GGAAUCACCUAUACAAUAACAAUGAUGUCAGGAAGCCCACCACCACCUUAUACGGUCACAUGCGCUAAUCCGGCUUAUCCACCCAAUCCGAUUGGUUUUGAUCCCACAAAACAACCUCAAACGAUGUCACCGCCGGGAAUGCAACCAAUCGCUUCGACAGUACCUGCAGUAGCAUAUCAUGCACCGAUGCCGGUCAAUCCAUAUCCUUCCUAUUCUCCACCUCAGCCACAGCCUGUUGCACCUCAGCCACAGCCGAUUAUUAUGCAACAAAUACAGCAACAAGCACCGAAUCCAGCCCCAGCUCCAGCACCAGCACCAGCACCUGCACCUGCACCUGCAGCAGUGCCGAAUAUUAUUGUGAAUACGAACGCAGUUGGUGGAGGUGGAGAGGGUGGCUCAGCGAAUGCAGCCGCUAGUGCUGCCGCGGGUGGUGGUGUGAGGAGUGGAAUAAUUUGUCCGUUUUGCAAGAUGGGUUUGAUCGUGUGGCGUAGGUAA
Molecule: messenger RNA, 495 nt
Organism: Anisakis simplex (herring worm)
Lineage: Eukaryota; Metazoa; Nematoda; Chromadorea; Rhabditida; Anisakidae
Source: the annotation of a GenBank genome assembly